Messenger RNA from Thalassophryne amazonica, 1923 nucleotides. It is a transcript of the gene parpbp, whose product is annotated as PARP1 binding protein. Gene Ontology annotation, biological process: negative regulation of double-strand break repair via homologous recombination. Lineage: Eukaryota; Metazoa; Chordata; Actinopteri; Batrachoidiformes; Batrachoididae. Bases 18 to 1793 code for a protein of 591 amino acids. Gene Ontology annotation, cellular component: chromatin. The transcript has 11 exons. The record is from RefSeq and is a predicted model, not a curated record.
UUGGAACUUUCCAGGGAAUGAUGGAGGAUUUAGGAGAUCGUCUGAAGAUGAUGGUGAAAACCUUCCGGAGGGAAUGCUACAGAGUUCUCCCAUCUGAGAGGACCACUGUCCACGGAGCAGACGGCAUGCUGACGGUGCUGCAACUGGUCACGGCAGAGGUCAACAAACAGCACGGCCGCGAGUUCAAAGUGGCUCUGAGUGACGUUCUGAUGGCCUGGAAGUGUUUACUGCUCGACAAACUUCACCUGACGCCUCCCGGCCCCGCACGCUCACAGAACUAUGAAUUUAUCCUGGAAGCGUACACGUCCUUCCUGAAACGUUCCAACACAGUGGACCUGGUGGAUGUUCUGUCCUUGUACAAACAGCUACGAGUGGACUCAGACCCAGAGGAACCUGUGAGCCCAAUCCAGCUGUUUGAAUUCCUAUUGGGAAAAACGGAGGUCCAAGAGACACUGGAGCCUUCUGUCCCCUCAACAACACCAUCUAGUAAACAUGGACCCUACAGGUCGCAGGUGAAAAUGGCAGUGAGGAGGGUUUUCUUCGCUUAUCUGGAUUUGCUUGUCAACUCGAAGAAUGACGUUGCCUUGUCACUUACUCUCGAUGUCCCUUCUCGCACACUUGGCCGAACAGCAUUUACUGAUGUCAAACACUCUGCACGCAACAACAACACAUCUUUGUUCCUGGCCGUGACGUCAUUUGUUCGGGCCAUCCAGCUGGGAGGAAAAGGCUAUGCGCCACCGCCGUCUGACCCGCUAAGGAAACAUGUCAAAGGCCUGUCCGACUUCGUCCAGUUUCUAGACAACCUGGAAGACAUCCUGGGAGAGAGUCCUGACCCGGGAGCAUGUGGAGCCCAACUCUGUGCGGCCAUCAAGGCAGCGCUGGUGAAGGGCUGCAGCAGCGGGGACGAGGUCUACGCCGCUGCUGAAGAGACAGCGCGGGAGCUGAAGGAGCGGAUCUGCCAUCUCCACCAGAUCCAGAAAGACAAAGCUCACGGAGGCGAGACUGGGAUAAGUCCUGCCAGGCCUAAAGCUUACGCAGUCAAUCACGCGACCGCGUACGGAGGUCGAGAUACUGUGAAGGUGCUGAUAGCUCUGCUGGAUGAAGAAGCUUUGGCUCCUCCUUGUCCAAACAAGGCGGACCUGCUGUCUGAGGACCAACCAACCCUUAAUGGCUCUGAGGGAACCAGCAUCCUCACCUUGUUCAGAUCCCCUGAAGUGUCGAUUGGAUCCUCUCCAGAACCUCUGAAGAACCGCGUCCAGGGCCGGCAAGACCUGCUCAAACCCAAGGUCAGACAGUGUGUGAUCAGAUCCCAGUUUGCCUGCACAUACAAAGACGAGGAACUGCCUCUAAACCGGGUGCUGGACUUCCCCAGUACCAGCCAGCUCCCUGCCUGCGAGUACUCAGACCCAAAACACAAAGUCGCCACAGCUGUGGAUCAGGAGUGCAGCAGCGCUGUGGAGGAUCAGACCACAGGAAAUCUGGCUUCUGAAUGUCCAAAGGAGAAGAAGAGUGGUGUCCAACAGGGGUGUCUUGGAUCAAGAUGUUGGAACGUGCAGAAAAAAGGUGCAGGUCCACACAAGAGAAGCCAAACUGGUGUCCAACAGCAAAGUAAAACUAGCAAGAGGAAGCAAGUGGAUUCAGAGCAACAAGGAAGAUCAGAGAACGAGCCUCCAGAGAAGAAAAAGAUCACCAGUAUCCAUGGAAACGGGCCUGCAAAGAUCGUCGGUAAAGUCUCAAGUAAGAAGAAGCUGAUAGCUGGACAGGUGAAGCUAACGAGCUUCUUCAGAAUCUGAUUUGUGCUGGUUCCAGAACUGGACAUGAGACAGUAUGAAGUCUGAAUAGUUUGGAGCAAAAACCCACUGACGUGUAUUUAAUCUGAUUAUUUGGUCGACUGGUAAAAUGAAACAGUGAAAGCAACUCUGU